AGUUUUCGAGCCCCGUCGACACUUGCGUGGUGGUGGUCACACUAAAAUUCUUUGGCCUUGUGUGCUUCCUAGGUGCACACGGAGGGUCUCAGUCUCAAACACCCCACGAAAAGUGCGUGGCUUGUUAGCAAACGAUCCGACGCGCGAGAUGCAACGCAGUUAGAAAAAGAGCUCGUGAAAAUCCUGUGAACCCGUGCGCGCGUGAGUGAGAAAAGUGCGAUCGUUCCAGUUUUUCCCCGCACUCGAUCCGGUACCGGUAGGACUGAAGGUGAAAGUGUUGCUCCUGGGCAAUAGCUGCACCCGCCGGGAAUCGGAACGGACACAAAAUGUCGCCCAAACCAGAGGAAGCCAGCAGCAUCCCGGUCGUCCAUGCGGUCGAUGAACGGGAGCUGAACAACAGUAGCGUCAGUUUGGGCAGUCUCAGUGGCAGCAACCUGAAGCUGAACGCCUUCAUCAACAACGCGUUCGUCAGCGAGUGCCCGAUGAAGCUGCGGGAAGACACCACCACCACGAAGGAUGCGCUCCGGAAGGGAACGAAAAACAGCAGUCGCGCCGGAGGUGGUGGCGGCGGCGGAACCGGGGGCGAUGGCCACGCUCCGGGGCGCGCCGGCGCCACGGCCAGCCCGGGCAAAAUGGCGGUGGUGGAGAAGCCGGUCGUCGACUUCGAUGAUCUGCUGCCGCACGUGGGCGAGUUCGGGCGCUACCAGAAGAUCCUCUUCCUGCUGAUGAUCCCGUUCGCGUUCUUCGUGGCGUUCGUGUACUUCUCGCAGAUCUUCAUCACCCUGGUGCCGGAAGAGCACUGGUGCUACGUGCCGGAACUGCAGCAUCUGUCCGUGGAGGAUCGACGGGCACUGGCGAUUCCUGUCGAAGGGUCGCUCGACUUUGGCCCGACUUUGGAGGGUGAAGCCACCAGCUACAGCAAGUGUUCGAUGUAUGCCGUUAACUUCACCGAGGUGCUUGCCAACAACAUACGCAAGCCGGAUCCGUCCUGGCCAACGCAGCCUUGCCGGCACGGCUGGGAGUACAACUACACCGAUGUACCCUAUGCAACGGCCGCCACUGAUUUCGAGUGGGUCUGUGACCAUGCCUAUCUGCCGACGCUGGCCCAGUCUAUCUUCUUUCUGGGCGCGAUCGUCGGUGGGCUGCUGUUCGGCUGGAUUGCCGAUCGGUACGGCCGCAUCCCGGCCCUGGCCGGCUGCAACAUCAUUGGCUUCGCGGCCGGCGUCGCUACCGCAUUCGUCGGUAACUUCUGGCAGUUCAGCCUGUGCCGGUUUCUGGUCGGAUUCGCUUUCGACAACUGCUUCACCAUGAUGUACAUCUUGGUUCUGGAAUACGUUGGACCGAAAUGGCGCACGUUCGUUGCGAACAUGUCCAUCGCGCUGUUCUUUACCACGGCGUCCUGCGCGCUACCGUGGAUUGCGUACUAUCUGGCGGACUGGAAAGUGUUUGCCAUCGUCACCUCGGCACCGCUCGCUUUGGCCAUUUUUACCCCCCUGUUGGUACCGGAAUCGGCAAGAUGGCUCGUUUCGCAGGGUAAGGUUGACAAAGCAAUCGGAAUCCUGAAGAAGUUCGAGAAGAUCAACCGGAAGACGAUCGAUGCCAAAGUGUAUCAAGAGUUUAGCGAUAGUUGCGUGAGACUCCAGGAGGAAGAGGCGGCUAACAGCAACUACUCCGUGCUGGAUCUGUUCAAGACGCCACGCCUGCGCAAAAUCACCAUCCUGCUGAUCACGAUCUGGAUGGCGAUCUCGCUCGUGUUCGACGGGCACGUCCGGAACGUGGGCUCUCUCGGGCUGGACUUGUUCUUCACGUUCACCGUGGCCGCGGCCACGGAGCUGCCGGCCGACACCUUCCUCACUCUGACGCUGGAUCGUUGGGGUCGUCGUUGGUUGGCCUGCGGCACGAUGGUUGCCAGCGGGUUGUUCAGUCUCUUCGCGACCAUGGUGCCAAUGGGUGCCUACUCAGCGACACUCGCCAUCCUGGGGCGCUUCAGUGUGAACAUUUCGUACAACAUUGGGCUACAGUACGCGGCGGAACUGCUACCGACCGUGGUCCGGGCGCAGGGUGUCGCCUUCAUCCACAUCAUGGGCUACGUGGCUAGUAUCGUGGCACCGUUCGUCGUCUAUCUGGCGAACGUGUCGCCCUCGCUACCACUCAUCGUGCUCGGCGUGAUGGGCAUCGUCGGCGGACUGCUGUCCCUUAUGCUGCCCGAAACCCUUGGACACGACCUGCCGCAAACGCUUGCCGAUGGUGAAGAGUUUGGACGUGGGCAAAAGAUUUGGGACUUCCCGUGUCUCACGAAGAAAGUGGAUGACUUCGGCACCUGUGACGAUCUGCCGGUCGAGCGGUUCACGCGGUCCACGUCGAAGACCUCGAUCGGAGCAUCGCUGAGGGCGUCGACACGUGGCGAACUUCGCUCCAGUAUGCUGAACCGAUCGGUGCGAUCGCGCGUUUCCGUGCGCUCGCUGGCCCAGUGCAAGGAGGAACAGAUGUCGGCCGGUGUGUAGGCCACCAUUACGCUCUAUAUUUGUGUAAUGCUUCCUAGUAGACUAGGGCACGUUUUCGAACACUCGGCACCACCGGCCACCGGGGGCCGGGAAUGCCGAGCCGAGGACGACGCGCUAUCAGAGUCUAAAUAUCAUUUUAAUCGGAUAACUUUAAUUCCUCGACUCGGGCGAAAGGGUUACACUGGUGGUACCGAUUCUAGUCAACCGUAUCGGAUGAUUUUUGAAUUAGUACCACAGUGAACCGCACCCAACUGUUAAUAUUCAAAUCGCCAAAUUAUCCUCCCGAGUGCGCCAACCAGAUCGGCAGUAUUUAGUGAGCAAGUCAGCCACCCAGCAGUGGGGGUGAACGGGAACGCAAACUUUCCUUCCACCGAUCGAAGCCAGGAGCGGGAACCGUAACGCGUUUCAUUACAGCAAACCAGCCAUAUUGCAGCAAUCGGAGUGGCCAAACACUUGAGAGAAAAGUAUUAUUAUUUCCUCCGAGUUCGGACAUCGGACGACAGACUUUGUGUUGUUUUACUAUUUUUUGUAUCAGACUGGCGAGACAAGUGGGACCGGGUACGCUGCCCGUCAGGACCUCUCCUUGAUGGUUUUAAGAUUUCGUGAUCAGCACAGCAGCGAGCAGAACGCAGUUCAGGUUUCGAGAAACGAAACCAUGUUUUACCGAAAACCAGGAGAUUUCACAAGCAUUGCGAAGGAAACAGUAGUGUAUGUAGGGCGAGAAAGUUUUAUUUAUUCGCUACAAAACAUUAAGCUCGAAAUAGCUCGUCAGAAUGUGAUACCGAGAAUGCGAGCAAUGGUUGUGAGGGUAACAUUGUGUUAAUUUAUACUCA
Messenger RNA from Anopheles bellator, 3337 nucleotides. Its product is annotated as organic cation transporter protein. NCBI's taxonomy places the organism in Eukaryota, Metazoa, Arthropoda, Insecta, Diptera, Culicidae. The transcript is spliced from 7 exons. Gene Ontology annotation, biological process: transmembrane transport. The record is from RefSeq and is a predicted model, not a curated record. Bases 327 to 2504 code for a protein of 725 amino acids. Gene Ontology annotation, cellular component: membrane. Gene Ontology annotation, molecular function: transmembrane transporter activity.